Molecule: messenger RNA, 861 nt
Organism: Solanum tuberosum (potato)
Lineage: Eukaryota; Viridiplantae; Streptophyta; Magnoliopsida; Solanales; Solanaceae
Product: zinc finger protein ZAT11-like
Exons: 1
Coding region: 225-719 (164 amino acids)
Source: RefSeq, a predicted model, not a curated record
AAACACACUCAUAUUCGAUGAUUUUAGAAAACGCGGCGAGAUCACUGAAUCCGAAAAUCUCUACACACUACUAGCGUUUGUCAUUAUGAAUAGAACGCGCAAAAUGUAACUAUAAAAUAUGUGAAGCAAUUGUAAGCCCAAAUAGAUCAGUCAUCAUUUUAUUCAAACUCAGUAGAGAAAUAUCGAAGCAUCUUAUUUGUAUCUACAUUAACCAAUUCUUCAUAAUGACGGCAUUAAUGAGAAAAAGCAGAGAAGACAACGGUGACGUGGAAGCACAAGCAAUGGCUAACUGCUUAAUGCUUUUAUCAUCCAUAGAUCGAGAUCGUCGUGAUUCAUUUGAAUGCAAAACCUGCAAAAGACGGUUCUCAUCUUUCCAAGCGCUUGGCGGCCAUCGAACGAGUCAUAAAUCGAUGAAAUCAACGAUCGACAUCGGAAAGUUUCUUCACGGAAAAUUAUCCAAAAAACGCAAGGUACAUGAAUGUUUAAUUUGUGGAAUGGAGUUUUCUAUGGGGCAGGCUUUAGGUGGACAUAUGAGGCGUCACCGUGCCCCUGUAAAUGAAAUUAAAGAUUCGUCGUCGGUGAGAAGGAUACCAGUUUUGAAGAAAUCGAAUAGUAGCAAGAGGAUAUUUUGCGUGGAUCUUAAUUUAACUCCUGAUGAGAAUGAUGAUUUUCAGUUUUGGCCUACGGCACCUGCACCUGUUUUGCGCUGCGUUAUCUGAUUAAUUCCCUCACACACCUCCAUUGUUAUCCUCUUAGGACUAGCUAGAGCUAGAAGAUGUCUUUCAUUUUAAUUUCUUGUGUGUAUAUAUCACAAAUUCUGUUAUCUAUUUACCUUAAAUGAUCAGAUUUAUUUAUUGAGUA